This is a messenger RNA of Aplysia californica (California sea hare), 2843 nucleotides long. RefSeq names its product probable serine/threonine-protein kinase DDB_G0267686. The record is from RefSeq and is a predicted model, not a curated record. The transcript is spliced from 3 exons. Bases 723 to 2021 code for a protein of 432 amino acids. Lineage: Eukaryota; Metazoa; Mollusca; Gastropoda; Aplysiida; Aplysiidae.
ACAAACUGCCACGCGCUCACCACGCCAGUAGUCUACCCAUGUUCGCUAAAGCCGUGAGCAGAAACUUCUUCCGACUCUCGCUUGAACUCGUACAAGGUGCGCGUGAGAGAGGGAAUGGUAAUAUUAACAGCUGAUUGUUGUAACAGCAGGAGUAGCAACGGUUUUAGAGUGAGGGAUAGAUUCGUUAACGUGAUAUAAAACAAGAGAGUUGAUGAUGAUGCAUCACAGAUGAUUAAUGUACCAGUGAUACGUGUUUCUGCUGCUUACUUUUUCUUCUUCAGAAGAUAUCUGAGAACGUGAACAAUUGUUGUCAGCAUACGAUGGUUUGUCCUCUUCUUUCUUACAGACAAACUUGUGAGUAGUAGAGAGGCACAGGGUUGUUUGUAAAGUUCUUCUGCUGCCAAGACUACCGUGUCGUUUUGUAAACUUGAACACUUGACUAGUAUAGUUGUGAUGGUGUUUUCUGGACUUUUGACCAUUUCUGCUUACAGUAGCAUUGAAUUUCUUCUAUAGACAAUCUGUUGGCAUUAUUCUACAGACUGUGAACGUUUCAAUUGCUGUUUCCCAAGACAAUCGAAAUAGCUUUAGAGACCCUAACACACCUUUAAAGGUUCUGAUUCUGUUCAUCUAUUUGUGCGUGCCUAGAAUAUUCUUCCCGUUUCUCCCUGAGAUGAUGGGUAUAAUGUGGGACAUCGUCUGAACUUUACUUCUCCAGUGACGCCAUGUCCCAUACACUUUGGUCUCCCAGGCACACAGAAAAUGAUGACAUGUUCUCGGGGCGACCUCUCUUACUACGUAUGAGCAGACUAGCUUGCCCUUUUCACAGUAGACUGCUGAUAUCACAGGCUGCCUUUGCCAUGCACGAGCGCACGCACGGGCACCUGGACGAUGUCGCUCUGACCAUCCUGUUGUUUGACAGUUUGCACCAGUUACUGGAGAGCGUGAAGCGUAUUCUGCACCAGCUGACCUCUGCCUUCCGAGGGCCGGCCCCUGCUUGCAUUGAGAGAAGCUGUUCUAGCAACAAACUGCCAGAUCUCGUCACAGAACUGUCCACUUGCCCGAUGACGCACAGUAGUUUUGUGCCCGACCUGCUACAGCUCCCGCCGUCUACGUCACGAGGCGGGUGCGUGGCCCGGAGAUUGUCACGUGAACAGAGCCCAUCACGUUCUCACCAUGACGACUUGGUUCCGGGAGGUCACAAGGGAAGCAAUCGUCACUACAUCCACCACUAUCACCAUGGAACCCGCCGCUCUAGCAGCACCGUAAACGCUGGGGAGAACGGCAACGAGGACGACGAAAGUAAUAACAACAAUGAUGUUAAUAAUAAUGAUGGCAACAAUAACUAUAACGAUGACAACAACAACAACAUCUCAGUAAACAGACCGAAUGUCAGCAGCAACAACAAUAUCAACAACGUCGAUAUCGCCAUCAAUAACAACUUCUUAUACAUUCCGAAUCUCAGUGACUCCGAGACAAGACAUUUUUCUAACCCAGCAGUGCAAACCCUCAGACAGGAUAGUGAAAAUAACAAUGCGAGUGGCAGUCUUGAUAUGCCCGAUUCUGGUGCCAAUCGUCCCUUUGCUCAAGUUCUUUCAGCCGAGUCUUCUCCCAGAGCUGAUCUUUCAGGAGCCAUGGCAACAUUGCAAAGGGUUCCUCUGAACCCGGCCUUUGAUCUCUUUGGCAGGGACCCCGUUCGUGGUAAUUUGGGGACCGUGAAUGGUCUCCGUGAAAAUGACUUUGUGCUGUCGGAGUCGGAGGAGGAAGGGGCGGAGGAGGAAGAGGAGCUGGUGAUAGAGGUUGAUCAGGAGGUGGCAAAAGACAUCGUCCUCAUGCUGAGAUCAGUUGGGGAUGCUCUCGAGGCGAGGAUGAGAUCUCAAGAUCAGUCAUCAUCUCUUGCCGUGCUUGGAGCUUUCAAGCUGAGACUGAGAGAUUUGGUGGCCAUCGCUCUGCCCAGACACCAGGCUGUCCAGCUAUUGGUCGGCACCUCUCUCUCCCUGGCUGGGCUCAUACAACGUCUCUAAAGACAUACAUACUCCACCCCAAAUGAGGAUCAGAUGGGUCUCAGCUGGAACGCAGCCAUCUUGCCACAUUAUGACGAUUGUGUGCACGCGCUUAGCAAGUUGUGCAAUGAUGCCCGGAUCACAUCACCGUGGCGUUUAAUUUUCUCCCUGCUUUGCCAAAAGAUAAGAUUCCACGCGAGCUCUUUUGCUUUUUCAAGCCAUCAGUUCUUGUGCUCUGAACAUUUGAACUAAGUUCUCCUGCUGUGCCACAGUCACUGAUAUAUUUGUAUGCCUAUACUCUUGUUCUGUUCUCUUUAUAAACUUAAAUCAGGUUCUGGUGUGAGAGAUAACAAAAUGUCGAUAUGUAUAUAUUGAUUUAUGUACAAAGCGAAAAUCAAAAUGUAUGUCAUAAUCUUUUUAUUGAAGAUCUUUUCUGAACAAUCAACAUCUUUUUAUACAUACUAGUGGCCCCGAUAUCCGAUCCUCUUCAUGGCUUUGGACAACAAAAAGACCGUAUACAAUCAGCAGCACAUUUUCAUGCAAAAACAUACUUUUCAUAAAGACACCAUAUCACAAGCCAAAAGACAUUUUUGUCAUCAACAAACAUUGUGUUCCAAUCACAACGACCCCUUUUUCAUGGGGAAAAAGAAAAAUCAUGUUUCUCUUUAUACAGUCACACACUGUGUUCCUUCAACGGUUUCAACUCUUUUUAGUGGUGCCUUUUAUCGCUUGACAGAUUUUGCUAUGAUUAUGCAUUGCCAUGUUUAAUGUCAAUUCUCUCAGAGAGAUCUCUACGCUGCAAAAUUUGGACCUGUUCCAGCUGCUAUGUCUAUGUGUUUUUGG